CGCGAGAAUUCCUUUUACUUCCGAGCUUCCAAGGUCUCUGCCAAUUUUUUUUCUCCAAAAUCUCCGCUUUCCUUUCGUUUUUUAUAUACUCAAAAACUUUCAAUUUCUUUGCACAGAAAUAAAAUCCAGCCUCUCCCCUGACCCAAAUAUAUUCCCGAUUCACUCGUGCUGAUUCGACUGAUCUUUCGAUUCUCUACUCUUUUUUUAUAUGAUUCUAAUUAUUCUUAGUAAUUAUUUCACACAGAAACCCUCCAAUUGAUCGCUUCUAUUUGCUUUUUUUCUUUCAUAGUUUCCUGAAUUCUUAGUUCCCUGCUAUUGAAAUUUACCCUCUGUAUUGAGCACAAUGGAUGACAUGAAAGACAAGUUCAAGGGUUUCAUGAAGAAAGUGAAUACACAAUUAUCAUCGUCUUCCUCAGGUAAAUUCAAGGGCCAAGGUCGAGUUUUGGGGGGUUCCUCCUCUGCCUCAUCCGGAUCCAAUAACCCCAUUGGCUCCCGCUAUUAUCAACCCGACAACCCAAAGCCAACUCCAACCCCUUCUUCACUCAAUUCUUCUUCAAAUUUUAAAUCUUUACCUCAAAAAACGCCAAAUUCUGAUCAAAACAAACCUGCUCCUAUUAAUAACUCAAUCCCAAAUCGUAAACCCGUUGAUGGGUUCGAUCCAUUUGACUCAUUGAUCACCACCGGGAAAAGAUCUCAAAAUGGCAGUUCACUGAAUGUGUAUGAAUGCCCGAUUUGUGGGCAAUCGUAUAAAUCAGAAGAAGAGGUCUCUAUGCACGUAGAAAGCUGUGCCAAUAACAACAACAAUGAUUUGGUUGAUGAAGGAAAUGGAAUCGGAGCAUCCAGUGGUAGUGAAUUGCAGUCUUCUGUCGGUGCGUAUUUGUCAGGAAAGCCACCGGAGGGGUCUGUGGAAGUUGUGCUUCGACUGUUCAGAAAUAUUGUUAAGGAGCCUGGUAAUGCAAAGUUUAGGAAGAUUAGAAUGGGGAAUCCGAAGAUUAGGGAGGCUGUUAGUGAUGUUGCAGGCGGGGUUGAAUUGUUGGAGGGUGUUGGGUUUGAGUUAAAGGAGGAGGGUGGAGAAAUGUGUGCGGUUAUGGAAGUCCCUAAUGAAGAGAGACUUAGAUUGAUUAAUGAGGCAAUUAGGUUAUUGGAACCUACAAAGGUAGAGGGGCAGGUGCAGAAGAUAGAGGAGAAACCAUCUGUCGCUCCAUCUGGGACAGGAGAGCCGGUUGAGCCGAAGAAGAUUGACAGGGAGAUCCGAGUCUUCUUCUCUGUCCCUGAAAGUGUAGCAGCAAAAAUUCAGCUGCCAGAUUCAUUUUACAAUCUGUCUGCUGAAGAGCUGAAAAGAGAAGCCGAUGCAAGGAAGAAAAAAAUUGCAGAAUCUCAGCUUUUGAUUCCUAAGUCUUACAAGGAGAAGCAGGCAAAAGCCGCCAGGAAGAGGUACAGAAGAACCCUUAUACGUAUCCAAUUUCCUGAUGGAGUGGUGCUUCAGGGUGUCUUUGCUCCUUGGGAACCAACUAGUGCUCUCUAUGAGGUGAAGGCAUGAUAUUUUACUGGAGUAUGGCACUGUAACUUUGAUGAUAGUGUUUGUGAGCGCAUCAUUGAAGGACCCCAGUUUGGAGUUUGAACUGUUAGAUCCUGUACUGGUCAAACGACGGGUAAUACCUCAUUUUCCUGGUGCAGGAGAGAGAGGCUCUACACUGGAAGAUGAAGAAUUGGUUCCUUCAGCUCUCAUCAAGUUCAGGCCUGUUGAAACUGACUCUUGUGUCUUCACAGGCCUCUGUAAUGAACUCCUCGAGAUUAGUGAACCACUUAAUUGAUUCUGAAGUAUGAAGACACAACAGUAUCAAUGCCUGUGUGCUUCAGGUCAUGCUUCAAUUUCCCAGUUUUGCUAUUCUCCCAGCUACAUUUGUUUUCAAAUUGUGCGUAUUCUCAGAUACUCCAAAAUUGACACUAGUAAACUGAUCAUAGUUGCCCAGAA
Manihot esculenta (cassava) is the source of this 1975-nucleotide messenger RNA. RefSeq names its product plant UBX domain-containing protein 2. The coding region runs from base 344 to 1540 and encodes 398 amino acids. Gene Ontology annotation, molecular function: protein binding. The record is from RefSeq and is a predicted model, not a curated record. Gene Ontology annotation, biological process: defense response to fungus. The transcript has 4 exons. Lineage: Eukaryota; Viridiplantae; Streptophyta; Magnoliopsida; Malpighiales; Euphorbiaceae.